AUGUCGCUCUCUGAAGAGCAGCGCACUUCUUUCACAAAAGUGAUUGAUUCGAUCCUUGCUGCAAGCGACAUCAAUACCAUCUCCUCCAAGCGAAUCCGACAGGGACUCCAAGCCACCGUCAACUAUGACCUCAAUGACUACAAGGCACCUGUGAAGGACCUCAUAAUGGAGCGAUUUGACCUGUUCAUGAACAAAAAAGACGAACCAUCGACCCCCUCGGAAGACGUUGUCCCCUCGACCGAGAUCGCUAACGGUCAUGGGCAUGCCUCACAUACACAAGGAAAACACAUUACACCUCCACCAUCAUCUUCAUCGCCGCAAAGAAAACGCGAAGCAGAAAGUAUGGCCUCAGAUGGAACUGAGUCAAAGAAGCGACGGCCUGAUCACGACGUCGAUGCGGAUGCGGAGUUCGCCGCGAAAUUACAGGCGGAGGAGAACAAACGUGCUCGGCCAACACGAGGUAGUACUACACGCAAGACUGCGCCGUCUAAGAAGAAGUCGAAAUCCAAGACAUCAAAGAAAGUGAAGGCAGAAGAUGACUCGGAUUUGGAGUCUACUUCAGAGGCUAAGAAAGAAGUCAAUCGUUCUGGUGGAUUUCAUAAACCCCUCAAUCUAUCGCCUGCUCUCUCGGAACUUUUAGAUGGUGAAGUUGCACUGUCGCGCCCACAAACGGUGAAAAGAGUCUGGGAGUAUAUCAAAGCCAACGAUCUUCAAGACCCAUCAGACCGCCGGCAAAUCCGAUGCGAUGAUCGAAUGCGAUUGGUCUUUAAGCAAGAUCGCGUUCAUAUGUUUACCAUGACCAAGAUACUCAAUCUGAAUCUCUACGAUCCUGGAGAGUAG
Messenger RNA from Talaromyces marneffei, 840 nucleotides. RefSeq lists its product as uncharacterized. Gene Ontology annotation, cellular component: RNA polymerase I upstream activating factor complex; nucleus. Gene Ontology annotation, molecular function: RNA polymerase I cis-regulatory region sequence-specific DNA binding. The record is from RefSeq and is a predicted model, not a curated record. Gene Ontology annotation, biological process: nucleolar large rRNA transcription by RNA polymerase I; transcription initiation at RNA polymerase I promoter. The coding region runs from base 1 to 840 and encodes 279 amino acids. The transcript has 5 exons. Lineage: Eukaryota; Fungi; Ascomycota; Eurotiomycetes; Eurotiales; Trichocomaceae.